Messenger RNA from Ilex paraguariensis (yerba mate), 927 nucleotides. The record is from the annotation of a GenBank genome assembly. NCBI's taxonomy places the organism in Eukaryota, Viridiplantae, Streptophyta, Magnoliopsida, Aquifoliales, Aquifoliaceae.
AUGGCUGAGUUACAGCCGCCGGAAGUCCUACCUGACACAGGCCCAACCACCACUACUACCACUACCACUGCCGCCACUCCAAUAGUACCCGUUUCUUCUGAAAUCGACAACACCACCAGCAAUAUCGGCACAAGUUUAGGACCAAAACGCCAACGCCGGCCGAGUGUCCGUCUGGGCGAGAUCGGGGAUCCACCAGCCACUGUCUCCAACGAUUCUCAUCCCCGACGACCCAAAACGACCUGGAAAUUUCAUAAACACCCGAGGUUAGUCACUAAAACCUCCAAAACUCGACCUUUGACCAACCUCGUCAACGGGGGUGAUAAUAACCAUGACAACCUGAACACCAACGAAGACAACAGCACCCACAACCCCGAACUCGGGAGCCAAAUGCCCAAAUUGAAAAAACCUACAAAAAAAAUACGAACCAAUUUGGCGGCCGCAGCCUUGAAACUCGACAACGGCGGCGUCGUUGGGGAUAAUAGUAGAGAAGAUAAUGAUGAUGGAAAAGCGUUCAGGGAAUUCGAAGCUGAGGAUUCGGAGAGUCCGCUGAAAGAACAGAGCCCAGUUCAAUCGAUUGACAAUGCGGAGUUCGAUUUUUGGCAUCGGAGGCCAAUUAGGGCUAGGGUUUCGAAGAGUCGUGAUGGAGAUCAUGAUGAGAAUGGAAUGCCGGAAUCGAAUUCUCGGGAGGAACGGAAUUGCGUAACAAGCAAUGAAGGGGUAAGAGAUUGGCUGAUUGGGCUUGGAUUGGGGCGUUAUGCGCCGGUUUUCGAGAUACACGAGGUGGACGAUGAGGUUCUACCGAUGUUGACAUUGGAGGAUUUAAAGGAUAUGGGGAUAAAUGCUGUUGGUUCUAGGCGCAAAAUGUACAUCGCCAUUCUCAAGCUUCGGAAGAGGUUUGGUUUUCGUGAAGAUUUCUGCCAUUCUUAA